CCCGCGGGUGGUAGGUGCCGGAAGUGCCGCCAUUUUGGGGUGUUCUGCUCUGGCGGCAGCGGCAGAGGCGGCGGCGGCGGGACGCGGAGGCUCCCCCGGGACUCGGCCUCAGCAGCGAGGCGGCGGCGGCUGCGGAGGCGCAGGCAGCAGCUGAGGCAGCGGCAGGCUCAGGUGCAGCCGCUGGAAGCUAAAGCUGUGUGUAUUUGUGGAUCAGACAAGUGCAGCAAGUUAUUAUCAUUGGCUUCUGAAGGGGAGAGUGAGGUGAUGGCUGCGUUUAAGUUGGAUUUCCUUCCAGAAAUGAUGGUGGAUCAUUGCUCUUUGAAUUCCAGUCCUGUCUCAAAGAAAAUGAACGGCACCCUGGACCACCCAGACCAACCAGAUCUUGAUGCUAUCAAGAUGUUUGUGGGCCAGGUUCCCAGGACCUGGUCUGAGAAGGACUUGAGGGAGCUUUUUGAACAGUAUGGUGCUGUCUAUGAAAUCAACAUCCUAAGGGAUAGGAGCCAAAACCCUCCUCAGAGCAAAGGGUGCUGUUUUGUUACAUUUUACACCCGUAAAGCUGCAUUAGAAGCUCAGAAUGCUCUUCACAACAUGAAGGUCCUCCCUGGGAUGCAUCACCCUAUACAGAUGAAACCUGCUGACAGUGAAAAGAACAACGCUGUGGAAGACAGGAAGCUGUUUAUUGGUAUGAUUUCCAAGAAGUGUACUGAAAAUGACAUCCGAGUCAUGUUCUCUUCAUUUGGACAGAUUGAAGAAUGCCGGAUAUUACGGGGACCUGAUGGCUUAAGCCGAGGUUGUGCAUUUGUGACUUUUACAACAAGAACCAUGGCACAGACAGCUAUCAAAGCAAUGCACCAAGCACAAACCAUGGAGGGUUGCUCAUCACCCAUGGUGGUCAAGUUUGCUGACACCCAGAAGGACAAAGAACAGAAGAGAAUGGCCCAGCAGCUCCAGCAGCAGAUGCAGCAGAUCAGUGCAGCAUCUGUGUGGGGAAACCUGGCUGGUCUGAACACUCUGGGGCCCCAGUACCUAGCACUUUAUUUGCAGCUCCUUCAGCAGACUGCCUCCUCUGGGAACCUCAACACCCUGAGCAGCCUUCAUCCAAUGGGAGGGUUAAAUGCAAUGCAGCUACAGAAUUUGGCUGCACUAGCUGCUGCAGCUAGUGCAGCUCAGAAUACACCAAGUGGUACCAAUGCCCUCACUACAUCCAGCAGUCCCCUCAGCGUCCUCACCAGUUCAGCAGGGUCUUCACCAAGCUCCAGCAGCAGUAACUCUGUCAAUCCCAUAGCCUCACUUGGAGCGCUGCAGACAUUAGCUGGAGCAACAGCUGGCCUCAACGUGGGCUCUCUGGCAGGAAUGGCUGCAUUGAAUGGUGGUCUCGGCAGCAGUGGCCUUUCCAAUGGUACUGGGAGCACCAUGGAGGCCCUCACUCAGGCAUAUUCUGGUAUCCAGCAAUAUGCUGCUGCGGCACUCCCCACUCUGUACAACCAGAAUUUAUUGACCCAGCAGAGUAUCGGUGCUGCUGGAAGCCAGAAGGAAGGUCCAGAGGGAGCCAACCUGUUCAUCUAUCACCUGCCCCAGGAGUUUGGAGACCAGGACCUGCUGCAGAUGUUUAUGCCCUUUGGGAAUGUCGUGUCUGCCAAGGUUUUCAUAGACAAGCAGACAAACUUGAGCAAGUGUUUUGGUUUUGUGAGUUACGACAAUCCUGUCUCAGCUCAAGCUGCCAUCCAGUCCAUGAACGGCUUUCAGAUUGGAAUGAAGAGGCUUAAAGUGCAGCUCAAACGUUCGAAGAAUGAUAGCAAGCCCUACUGAGCGUGCUCCCCUCUGAGACUGGAGUGAGAAGAUCUUCUGGCACAGCUUGCCCUGAAGACUCAGCUACUGCCUUCUGUGGGAGUGUCGCUUCGUACAGAGGACAAGUUUGUGCUUUGGUUUCCAGUGUUUUACUUUGGAGUUUAGGUGCCAUAUCCUGAGGGGUUUUUUUUGUUGUUGUUUUGUUUUGUUUGUUUCUUUUCCUUUUAUUUAAAGUUUGCUGUGUUUGUAACCAGUAUGUUGAGAAGGACCAAUACCAACCCACCUGAGAAAGGGGGAAAUGGUUUAAAAGAUGAUCAGAAUGUGCCCCAAACCACUGAGAGGACUGAGCAGAACAGAAAAUUGAUUCCCCAAAUCUCUCUACCUGAGUGCAAGGAUGGGUACGGUCUAAUGAGCUACAGGGGCAGAGUGGGGAGGUGGCUUGGCAUCAGGACCCCUUCAUAACUCGCUGCUUUCUGUGGAAAUGCUAAGCUUAUGCCACCUAUUUUUUUUUUUUUUCUUCUGUCCUGGAUGUCUGCCCUUUCCUAAAACAGGGUCAGCAAGUCUUAGGAAAUAAAGUACUUCUUAAUUUAGCCUGAAAUAUGCAAACAACAUGGAGAUACCCAUUACUGGCCAUCCCAGCCUACCGUUGGUACUGCACUGCCCUGCCUGGCUGGUGGUUGUUUGGGGGAAACAGCCAAAGAGGUCAUUUUUAGUUUAUUUCAGUGUGAAGUUAGACCAUUGCCCAUUUCCAACAGUUUAUUUUGAAGAAAGCCUGUGGAAGUUCAUCACAACAAGGAAUAUUGCCUCCUUCCCCAGCCACAAUUUUCUCGUGAGGGCAGAUCUAAGAAGCACUUGCAGCAUCUAGCCAACAAGGGUGCUGUUCACAGGCAGAGCAAUCAGAAGGCUUCUGAUUGAGGGAGGAGGGACCUGCUUCUUGAUAUACCUGAGUCAAGGUCUCUUCAAGCCAGGAUGCUGUAUUUGAGCAGAGCCUAGUAUUCAAGAAGGUGCAGAAGUGUACUCCUGCCUCUGAUGAAGGUAUCCCAGAGGUAUUUCCCCAGAGGUCUGAGAAGCCUCUCCUAGCCACUCUAGCCCACUCUCUGCCUUUGGAGACAGAAGAGCAUACAGGUCGUUUACAGGCCCUGUAGUGUUCUUUUACCUCAGUAUUAGCCCAUGUUCAUUUUGUCGUCAUGCUUACGGUUAGUUCCCUGCUGCCUUUCACCAGUCUUAACUCCAGUGUUUGCCAGUGUCCCACAGCCUCUGGGCCCUGCUGCUGCUCCAGGAAAUGCUGUUGGGAAUGUGCGUCUGAGCAGAGGCAGCCCCAGAAGCAUGUGACUGUCAUCCACAGCCAGGGCUUGGGUUCCUAGCUCCUUGAAAGCUUAAACCUCACAAGUUAAAAGUCUUGACUCCUAACAGCAGAGAUUAGAAGAAAGGAGCUCAGCCUGUUUUUUAGUCAGAUGGAGAUACUUCUGCUUGUCAUGCUGUCCCUGUAGGUAGCAUACAGGGAUUGACCAUCCUGCUGUUGUACAAGUAGUUGUUAGUGUUGGAUUAUCCCAUUGAAGUUGGGUCUGUUGUCCUCUUAACAGACAUGAAAUAAUACACUUCUUAAACUGAACCACAUAACUUGAAUUCUGCGCAAUGGGAGAAAAGUGUCCUGUGUUUCAAGAUAAAAUUGUUCUAAAGGCUUCCAGGGUAAUGAUGGGAUUUUUUUAAAUAAAUGCAAAAAAUAAAAAAUAAAAAUACAAAAAUUUAAAAAGGAAAAAAAAAGAAAAAUGCUAGGUUGGGCAGGCACUGUUCUAAAUCCCAACCAGCUGGAACCAAGAAUGUCGUUUCUAUUUUUAUAGAGGUUUUAUACAGCUCCAGGGUGGAGAAUAUUUAUUACCUAAAUUAUAUCUCUGGAAAAGGCCAGGAUUUUGUAGAAUCCAGAAUGUGAUUGUUGUACACAUGGGGUGCUGUGUAUGAUUGAAACUACUGACUUUCUGUGACCAUUUGCAGCCCAGGUAACCUGUCCCAGGGGAAGGCUAACAUUAAUGCUGUGAAUCGGCAGAGGCGAGAGCUGUGUUGCAUAGGGUGCUGCCAGUGCUGUGCUCCCUAACCAUCUGUUCUGUCCUCCUCGUGGGCCGGAACACCACCUUCCUCCCACUUCUCUCACUUUCCCUCCAUUUCACCAUUUGUCUAUGGAUUUGUCCCGUGCUCUAGUACCUUAGGAAACCACCUUCCUAAUGAUUUUAGAGGCAAAGGUGCAAGCGACCCUCACCUUUGGAACAGACCCCAGACUCCAUACCUGCUUGUGGCUCUAAAAGGAGCACUUGCCCCAGCAGAGCCAUGGUGUGCUCAGGCAGCCGGUUAGUGAGACCAUGCACUUCCCUCUCCCCCUUUGCCCAGUACAUGAGCACAGCUGUAGCGCCGCCCUUGAGCACAGUUCUCUCCCCAGGCCAAAGAUGGUUUUGUUGAAGAAGCUGCUCCCCUCCCUUUCAGUCUUGAUGUGAAAGGGCUCAGCUCAGUGGAGAUUGAAGUGAAGUCUUUAAGCAAUCCAUUUCUGUUGUGUGGAAGUUUCUCUUACAGUGUGUUUUCUGCUGUAGUUUGUGUCUUGGAUUAUAUCACGCCAUUGAUUUGCCUUCACUGCAGCCUGACCACUGUGUCUUGGGUUCCACAUGAGUGGCCAGGGCCUAUGUGGAAGCUUAGGGCUUGGAUUUCUGGGAACAGAGAGUCAUCCCAAGACUGAGCAAGAAACUCUGGCCUUCUCCCCUCAAUAAUCUCCUUUCCACUCUAGUCAGCAUCUUUUAUUUCCUCUCUCCCCUCGGUUCUUGCCAGGUAGUGCGAAAGAGGCUGAGGCCCUGCUCACCCUGUCUUGAUGGGUUAGGUGCUUUGCAGGGAAUCCAAGCCUUAAGGCUCCCUUUUGUCUCUGGCAGUUGGAUGUUCUCUUGGUGUCCUCCAUGUCCUUUUGAACUUUUCCCUGUGUCCAUUGUUAGCAUGUGCAAAAGUCCCUGUCAUUCCCUACCCCUACCCCUUCCCUGCCUCCUCAUUUCAGGGCUGCACACAGUGAGUGUCCUGUUCUCUCUCUGUUUGGAUGUAUUGCUCUGUGUAACUCAGUGGAUCUCCCUCUUUCUGGUUUGUUUUUUUUUCUAGAUUCCUGCCGUUUGUUCAUCGUUGUGCCUAAAGCAUGUCGAUGUGGCGUCAAGUACAUCGUCCAAAUCCCUGUCUCUUCAGCUUCUCUGAUGCUUGAACUCUCACCUUUGACCUUGUGUUGACCUUUGAUGCUGAUGUGUAUUUUAUUAUGUUUGUUUCUUUCUUUGUUUUUUCUUUUUUCUUUCUUUUUCCCCCCUUUUGUGCUGCCAAAAUUGGUUUUGCUAGAACGACUGCUGAAGGGAAAAUAUUUAAACUGCAUUUGAAUAUAAAAAAAUCUAUUUUUCUAGAACUUCAUAAGAUAACCACUUGAUUUUGUGAUUCCAAUUCUUUGUAACUGUCUCAGAGCAGCCCUACUAGCACAUGCCGUGUGGUGUUUGUAUUCCUGUGAACACACAGCCAGUCCGCUUCCAGGCUUUGUUCCUCUGUGUGCUUAGUUUUAAAGACAACUUGAACAAUGAAAUAAAACGAUGUCACUAAAAUCUUUGAGGCUCCUGAACACAUUUUGCUGAUACAGUUUUGGGGCUUGAGGAGACCGCAUGUGUUUAUUAUUAAUUAAUUUUUGUUUUUCUGAGUUCUAAACUGCAGAAAACACCUGAAAUACCCUCACCCCAUUCAUUACCUUUUCACUGAGGCUGAGGUUUAGACCCCAGCUAGCCUUUUGUUUUCCUUUUGUGGCUCUUCCUGAAGCAGCCCUGCAGGAGCCCUAGGGUCCCUUUGCCCCGCCCCUCCCCUCAGUCAGCUCUCAUCCAUGCUUAUUCCUACAGUCUCCACAGCAAAAUGUGAUACUUGGAAAUUGGGGGGGGGGGUUAUAUUGCUUUUGCCUUUUUGUUUUGAAUUUUUCCUUUCCUUCUAAGAUAUGCCCAGAAAAACCAAGUCGUGCAUGUUUCCUGCUGUUUCUUCACACCUUCGUAUGUAUCACCUUCACCUCUCUGUUUUCUAUAGUUUGUGCAAAAACUGACUGAUUUAAAGGGGUUUCAACGAAGAUGUUUUAAAUUGUUAUGGGGUUGAUAUUUUUUUCUCAAUUGUAUUGUUUUAUUUUGAAGUGGCAACUUUCUCCUCUAUUGCCCUUAGAGUGUGUUUGCCUGUGCACUUAGACUGUCACUCUUUAUGGCCUCCAGGUCUCAGUGGGGCAUCCAGGAGGCUGGCUGCUCUGCUCAGGGAGUACAGGGGGCCCAGAGAGGCAGAAGCAGAACCAAAGGUGGCUGUGGGUAGGCAGGAGGCUUAGCACACACAUCAAGGCUAAAUCAAUCACUGAGGAGGGAGGGUGCUGUGCUCCUAACUACACAGAGUGGCAAUACACCUGCCUGCCCUUUUCCUAGGUGACAAGCACAAUAAAUACUACAGUCUUCACACUGUUUACAGCCCUGGGCACCAACCACCCCACACUGGCUCUUCACUAUAGCUCUGCUCUUACUUAGCUAGUAAAGUUGGGGUAAGGAAGGGCAAGAAUUGUUUUUAAGUUGGGUGAAGAGCCAAAUAGCUACUGUCCCCGGGUGCCAGGCCAGCCAGUUCUUUAGUUUCCUAAGGGAAACUUACCCUCUUCUCUUGUAGCACCAUCCAGCCUCAGGGUCUUGGGGACUUGGAAGAAUGUGAAUAGAAGAGGAGAAGCUAGAAGGAAAUGAGUACAAGGAUGGGUCUGUGAAGAGCAGAGGCGGCAGGGAGGAAUUUUGACAGAUCCCACUGAGGCAUAAGCGCUGGUGGGAGGGAGAGUCCAGGGAAGGGUGGCAAGGUGCAGCAGGGGUGGGAUGGGGAGGGGUGGGUUAUUGAAGCACUGACUAGCAUCAACCACGCCCAGGUGUUGAAGAAGGGGCUCUGGCAGAAUUUCUGCUCUGUGAUCCCCCACAGGUUGCCCAAUAUAUUAUGCUCGAGGCCAUCUUACUGGAAGAAAAGGCAGCCAAGUGGAGGACCCCUGUAGAUAGGCUCCUUAAUGUCCUGGAAGUGGUAGUGUGGGGUGGACUGAAGCUAGAGCCCUAAACCUAGCCUGAGAGAGCCUGCUGUGUCCCACAGUCUGAUUGCACAGAGCCGCCUCUGUCGGCAGGAGGCACUGAGGCUCUCCUUCCUGUGUACUGAGAAGCUGUGUUUGCCAAUGUAUUUUGCUUUCAAUUCCAAGAGGAGCUCUGGGAAAACCUGUGGAUAAAACCAAAUGCCAAAUGUUGGACAUUGUUUCUUUUUCCUUUUCUCUCUGAUUGUUUUAAUUGUUCUGUAGUGGUUUUAAUGGAUUUGAGACCCUGGAGCGGCAGCUGCCUUUCUGAUUUCCAGCUGCUUUUUGUGAAUAAUUUAAAAAGAAAAAAAAAAGAAACUUUACAUUUUGGAGACAAACCUGUGUGAGUUUUUUAUUGGUACAAACGUUGUAUUUAACACUAGGGGUUUUGUACAGUUUUUUGCCUUUUCUACUAGAAAACAAUGUAAAGUGAUUUCACAAUGUGAAGAGAAAAAAAUUGCCACUAUGACCAAACGCACAGUCUGUUCUGCAGCAACAACGGGAUUCAAUCAACUCAAAGUCGUGAUUCAGCCGUAGAAAUGCUUUUCCUUGACCUUGUUUGAGCUUUCCUUUUUUCCUGUUUGAUUUACAAAAGAUGUCUUUUCUUUGUGUGUGUGUGUGUGUGAACUUGUGUUGUACUCUGUAGAAAAUUAUGGAUUUUGCUUUAAUGGUUUAAAAAAAAAAAAAGGACAAGAAGAGCCCUUGUCGCUUUUCUUACCUAAUCACAGUUUGUGUAGUGGAUUAUAAAAAGAAAAAAAAGUUGUUAAAAGUUUGGAGCAAGGGAGUAUGUGUUUAAAAGGACUCUCCUUCCCUUUUUUGUGUGUUUUUCCUUUUGUCCCAAUGGGGAACCUAAAUCUGUUUUAAUUGCACAGACACACGGACAAAAAGUCAUUUUGUAUCUGCCAAGUGUGGUACCUUCCUUUGUUUAUUUGCUAUUAAACUGUUUGA
Molecule: messenger RNA, 7843 nt
Organism: Chionomys nivalis (European snow vole)
Lineage: Eukaryota; Metazoa; Chordata; Mammalia; Rodentia; Cricetidae
Gene: Celf1
Product: CUGBP Elav-like family member 1
Exons: 15
Coding region: 265-1809 (514 amino acids)
Biological process (GO): regulation of alternative mRNA splicing, via spliceosome; mRNA splice site recognition
Cellular component (GO): cytoplasm; ribonucleoprotein complex; nucleus
Molecular function (GO): mRNA 3'-UTR binding
Source: RefSeq, a predicted model, not a curated record